Motacilla alba alba is the source of this 7841-nucleotide messenger RNA. RefSeq names its product F-box protein 41 (gene FBXO41). The transcript has 13 exons. The record is from RefSeq and is a predicted model, not a curated record. NCBI's taxonomy places the organism in Eukaryota, Metazoa, Chordata, Aves, Passeriformes, Motacillidae. Gene Ontology annotation, molecular function: protein binding. Bases 655 to 3087 code for a protein of 810 amino acids.
CCGAGCUGAGCCCCCAGCGCCCCGGGGAGCCGCCAUCCCCAGGGCGCCCAGAACCGCCACCCUCCCAGCACCCCGCCGGGGCCUUCAGCCUCGGCUGCCUUCCUUCCUCCUCCUCCUCCGCCUCCUCCUCCUCCCCCCACCCCGCAGCCACCACCCUCCCUCGCUCCUUCCCCAGGGCCUGCCUGGCAUGGAGGUGCUGGCCGCGGGGAGCCGGAUGCUUCCCGCGGGCUGCAUCCCCGCUGCCCCGCAUCCCCGCGCCCGCAUCCCCCGUGCCCCGCAUCCCCCCGCCCCGGCAGAGCCCUGAGCCGCCCGGAGCCGCCUCCUUUGUGCGGCGGAGCGGCUGUGCGGGGUCCGUCCCCCACCCCGCACCCCCCGGCUCGGGGGUGGCCCGCGGGCGAGCGGGAGAGAUGCUGCCCUCGCCGGAGGAGCCCAGCGCGGGAGGUCGGCGGCCAGAAGCAGCGCCCAGCACCGCUCGAUGCUGACGCCCCCCAGGACCGCCGGAUCCCCCCGUUCCCUCCUGGGCCGUCCCCACGCCAUGUCCCAGCGGAGCCGCCGCCCCUCUGCCGGGGGCUCCCCGCGCAGCCCCGCGCGUCCCCGGAGCCUCGGCGCCGCGCCGUGAGCGGGGCCCCAUGAGCGGGGGAGCAGAGCUGCGGGAUGGCCUCGCUGGACCUGCCGUACCGCUGCCCGCGCUGCGGCGAGCACAAGCGCUUCCGCAGCCUGUCCUCGCUGCGCGCCCACCUGGAGUACAACCACACCUACGAGACCCUCUACGUGCUCUCCAAGACCAACAGCAUCUGCGACGCCGCCGUGUUCCCGCUGGCCGCCGACGGCGCCCUGCUGGCCCCGGCCGCCCGCAGGGACUACUUUGAGAGCACCUCCUUCCAGGGCAAGGACCAGCGCUUCUCCUGCGACCUGGUCCCCGCCGACGAGCUGGAGCCGGCGCCGUCGUCGUCGCCGUCGCCCCGCUAUGUGCACGAGAUCGAGAUCCCGCUGAGCGAGAUCUUCAGCCGCGGCAAGGCCGUGGCGCCCGCGCCCGUCCCGCCGGCCGCCGUGGACUCGGCCUACGAGGAGGGCCUGGCCCGCCUGAAGAUCCGCGCCUUCGAGAAGCUGGAGGUGGACAAGAGGCUGGAGAAGCUGACGGAGGAGGUGGAGCAGAAGAUCGCCUCGCAGGUGGGCCGGCUCCAGGUGGAGCUGGACCGCAAGAGCUCGGAGCUGGAGAAGGCCAAGCAGGAGAGCCUGCGGCUGAGCCGGGAGAAGCAGGAGCUGGAGGACCGGGCGUCGGAGCUGUCCCGCCAGGUGGACGUCAGCGUGGAGAUGCUGGCGUCCCUCAAGCAGGACCUGGUGCAGAAGGAGCAGGAGCUCACCCGGAAGCAGCAGGAGGUGCUGCAGAUCGACCAGUUCCUGAAGGAGACGGCGGCGCGGGAGGCCAACGCCAAGGUGCGGCUGCAGCACUUCAUCGAGGAGCUGCUGGACCGCGCCGACCGCGCCGAGAAGCAGCUGCAGAUCAUCAGCAGCAGCUGCGGCACCACCCCCAAUGGCAGCCUGGGCCGCUGCGGCACCCCGGCCACCAAGGCCAUCGCCCGGGCGGGACCUCUGCGGGCACAGAGAGAGCGGCUGGCGGGGCCGGCGGUGGCCGCGCACGGUCCCUACGGCGGCGUGUCCAACCAGCGCUCGUCCUCCAGCACCGGGGCCUCGAGCCGGGCCAAGGCCGUGUCGCAGAGCUCGGGCUGCUAUGACAGCGACAGCGCGGAGCCGUGUCCCACGGACGACGCGGCCGAGGGCCACCUGUUCGCGCCGCGGGAGGCGCGGGGCUCGGGGCUGCGCCGCCAGGCCAUCCAGAACUGGCACCGCCGGCCCUACCGCAACAGCACCGAGGGCGAGGAGGGCGACGUGUCUGACGUGGGCUCCCGCACCACCGAGUCGGAGGCCGAGGGCUGGGAGCCCGAGGCGCCGGGAUCCGCCGCGUCCCGCCCGCCCGGCAGCUGCCGCCUGACGGUGGCCACCGACGCCGGGUGUCCCACGGGCAGGCCCGAGGGGGCCGGGGGCAAGGUGUGCCGGCUGGAGCGGGGCAGCCCGGGCCACUGCAGCGAGGUCAUCAGCCCCGAGAUCCUCAAGAUGCGGGCGGCUCUCUUCUGCAUCUUCACCUACCUGGACACCAAGACCCUGCUGCGCGCAGCCGAGGUGUGCAAGGACUGGAAGUUCGUGGCCCGACACCCGGCCGUGUGGACACGGGUGCUGCUGGAGAACGCCAGGGUCUCCUCCAAGUUCCUGGCCAUGCUGUCCCAGUGGUGCACCCAGAUGCAUUCCCUCACCCUGCAAAACCUGAAGCCGCGCCAGCGGGGCAAGAAGGAGAGCAAGGAGGAUUACAUGAAGAGCACACGGGGCUGCCUGGAAGCGGGGCUGGAGUCGCUGCUGAAGGCGACGGGCAGCAACCUGCUGAUCCUGCGCAUCUCGCACUGCCCCAACGUGCUGACCGACCGCUCGCUCUGGCUGGCCAGCUGCUACUGCCGCGCCCUGCAGGCCGUCACCUACCGGAGCUCCACGGACCCCGUGGGCCACGAGGUGAUCUGGGCCCUCGGAGCAGGCUGCAGGGACAUCAUCUCCCUGCAGGUCGCACCUCUGCAUCCCUGCCAGCAGCCGACGCGCUUCAGCAACCGCUGCCUGCAGAUGAUCGGGCGCUGCUGGCCCCACCUGCGCGCCCUGGGCGUCGGCGGCGCCGGCUGCGGCGUGCAGGGCCUGGCCUCCCUAGCCCGGAACUGCAUGAGGCUGCAGGUGCUGGAGCUGGACCACGUGGCCGAGAUCAACCAGGAGGUGGCUGCUGAGGUGUGCCGCGAGGGGCUCAAGGGGCUGGAGAUGCUGGUGCUGACGGCCACCCCCGUGACCCCCAAAGCCCUGCUGCACUUCAACAGUGUGUGCCGGAACCUCAAGUCCAUCGUGGUGCAGGUGGGCAUUGUGGACUACUUCAAGGAGCCCCACAGCCCCGAGGCCAGGAAGAUGUUUGAGGAGAUGGUGAACAAGCUGCAGGCCCUGAGGAAAAGGCCCGGCUUCUCCAAGAUUUUACACAUCAAGGUGGAAGGAGGCUGUUAGCCCUUCAGGGAGCCCAAAGCACAUUCCCUGCUCUGCUCAGCCCGGGGGAGCCCUGAGCCCCAAGCCCGAGCGGGGACCCCCGGCUGGGCACCAGGAACCCCAAACCCUCGCCGGCCUUCGGGGCCGCUCUGGGUGACAAGGUGCUACUUAAGGACCAUUUUUGGCUGCCCCCAGAGGCAGGGCCGUGCUCUUUGCCAGGAGGGAAGAUGGCUCUGCAGCCCGAGGAUCCGCGUUUGGGGACGGCUGCUCCGCGGAGCUCUGCUCUGGGGACCCCUCACCCCCGUCCUGGGGCUCUUGGCCGCGCUGGCACUGCAGCCCCGGGGUGAUGGACGUGGGGUGGGAAGGGGCUGCUCCUCCCCCGGCAUUCCUGCAGGGUUUCUGCUCCUUUUCACUUGGGAUCUGCCGGAGGGGAUCCAAACCCGGGGAGACGCUGCCGGGAAGCAGCAGGCAGCACAGCACAAGCCCAGGAGCAGAGCUGCCCCUCGGGGCUCUGGGAGCCACAGGACACCAGAGAUGGGCGCUCUCCGGAGGGCUCCAGCCUCGCCUGCUCUCCACCAGCCCCUCCUGCCAAGGCAAUAAACCAUCUCCACAUCCUCGCCCAGCAGGACACGCGCUCCCGUCCCCACCGUCCACACCCAGACUCGUCCGGGGUCAGCUGUCCCGUGUGGAGAGAGGGACUGUCACGGGACACCCGUGUCACGGGACACCCGCGUUUGCCUUCCCGAGCAGCCUGAAGGAGAAACCCUGGCCAGAUUACCCUGAAAUGAUCCUGGCAAAAGCACCGACCGACAGCCCCGGCUGACCCUCGUCUGCAGCCACCGUUUUCUCAAUCUGAUUUUUCUUCUGAGUGUCCUCAGCCGGCAAGGACAGCAUCACCCCUGAAAUAUCCUUUUUCCAUGGGAAAAGGCUCUGGAAAGCAUCCAGCAGGGUCAGGCACCUCCGUGCUCCACCCUGGGGAGAGGGUACCGGGAGGUGGCCCCGGGACUGGGGACCCCAUCAGAGCACUGCCAGCAGUGGGGACAGCCCGGCCGUACCCACAGCCCCGGCCCCGGCCCUUGGACCCCCGGGCUGAGCAGAGAGGAGCCACUGGGACAGCGGAUCUGGGGCUUUUCCCUCUUCUCUGGAGCGGCGCUGGAGCUUUUGGUGCCUCCAAAAGCUCCCAGAGCCUGUCCCCUCCCCAGCCCUCCUGGAGCAAGGGGCUCACGUGGAGCGUCCCCCCAGGAGGCAGCGGGCUGCAGAUCCAGCACACGCCCCUGACCCAUGGCACGAGAGCUGCUGACCUCCGCUGGGGCUGCCACAGAGCCCGUGGGGAUCCCCAGAGCAAGGAAAAUCACCCCAAAUCGCCGAGGCUGGUGGGGCUCUGGGGGCAGCUCCAGACCCUUCCGCCAGCCUCCAUCCCACCCGCGCUGUCUGCUCUGAAGCAGGGUGGGCUUCUGUGGCCACAGCCCCGCGGGAGCAGCCCUGCUCCCCCUCCCACGCAGCUUCCCGGGAGAAGGCUGUUCCUGAAUGCACAAAACGCGGGAGCCCAAAAACGCCUGCGAGGAGCUCCUGCAGCCCCAGGUGCCACGGGUGAGCUCCCACUGCCUGCCGUGCCCACCGUGGGGCUACCUCCACCCCGGGGAGCCCGGGACGCUCCUGACCCAGGGGCCAGAGGAGCACGGCAUGCCCCGACCAGCAAAAUCCACCCAGCAGAGCCGCAGCCCCCGGGGGCCGCCCAGCCCCGGGCAGGAGCGUGGCCCAGGGGAGAUGGAGGCACCACAGCGCAGGGACUGGCAGAAUUCCCUUCAAAACACAAAACAAAACAAAAUACCUAUUUAUUUCUAUAAAGAGAAGAAGGAAAAAAAAAAGAUUUUAAAGGAAAAUUAUAUACUCAGCAUGUUUAUACACUCUAUGCUUAAAGACUCUGGCGGCCCAGAGUGGUGGCCCAAGCCUGGAGGCGGCUGCUCCGGGUGUGCCUGGAGCCUCUCCCGGCUCCUGGGGAAGGUGAGGACGAGGAGAUGGAAAGAGGGAGGAGUGAGGACUCUCAGAGAAGCCUUCUGUGCCAGCAGAAGGGGUCAGCGGCUGCGUGUGGUGGCGUUGGUGACCCUGUGACGAGCCCAUGCCCGCGCUGCCCCGGGGCUUUGGACCGGAGGAGCCUCUCCUGGAUUCGGAGGAGCCUCUCCUGGAUUCGGUGCUUUGGGGCAUCCCCAGGACAGAUCAAACCCUCCCGUCCCCUCGGGGCAUUCCCGGAAAAGCCAGCUCAGCAAAGCCACCUUUUUACAAAAAUCCUCUGACGACAGCAGACCGUGAGCGGGUUCAAGGAUUGGAAGAUGGAAAGUGGGGGUUUCUCCUGUUUUGCUUGGGCUUGAAUGGAUCCCUUCCUCCUCCUCCCGGCUGGGGAUGAAGGCGGCUGGCACAGCGACACGAGUGGUGAGGAGGAGGGCCCUCCUGGUGGCUCCUAAUUGCCCAGCUUGUUAACGAGCUCAUUAAGGGCUCUGAAAUGUCAGGCGGAUCCUGCCCCUGCGGCUUCCUCCGCCCCAUCCCCGCGGGAGGCUCCGGCCGCGCUGCCCCGGCCCCGGAUCCACCUCGGGAUCCACUCCUGGAUCCAGCCCUGGAUCCACCCCUGGAGUGACCCCUGGAUCUACCCCUGGAUCCACCCCUGGAUCCACCCCUGGAUCCACCCCUGGAUUCACUCCUGGAUCCACCCCAUGAUCCAGCCCUGGAUCCAUUCCAGGAUUCACCCCUGGAUCCACCCCGAAUUCACCCCUGGAUCCACCCCUGGAUCCACCCCGGGAUCCACCCCUGGAUCUACCCCAUGAUCCAGCCCUGGAUCCAGCCCUGGAUUCACCCCUGGGUCCAGCCCUGGAUCCACGCCUGGAGUGACACCUGGAUCCACCCCUGAAUCCACCCCUGGAUCUACCCCUGGAUUCACCCCUGGGUCCAGCCCUGGAUCCACACCUGGAUCCACACCUGGAUCCACCCCUGGAUCCACACCUGGAUCUACCCCUGGAUCCACCCCUGGAUUCAGCCCUGGGUCCAGCCCUGGAUCCAGCCCUGGAUCCACUCCUGGAUCUAGCCUGGGAUCCACCCCUGGAUUCACCCCUGGAUCCACCCCGGGAUCCACCGGAGCCUCAGCCCCGUUUCCUCUGAAGCAAUGGGAACACCCAGAAAUGCCCAGUUUCCUGGGAAUGCCUUCAAGCCACAGCACGCUGAGCUCAGCCCCGAUGGGAAGUGCCAGAGGGGCUCUGCGAUGACAAUCCCGGUGAAAUCCAGGGAUCCGGGGAGAGGACUGGGCUCUCAGCCAUGGCCAGAGCUGGCAGGGGCUGCAUGGACCGUGGCUCUGGGCCUGGCUCCUGCAGGACCUGCUUUGGGGAGAUUUAUUCCUUUUCCGAUGCGUUUUCUCAAAGUUUCCCCGUGGCUGGCAUUGCCAGCGUUCCCCUCCUGCUCAGUUUGGGCAGGGAUUUCCAGAGGAACAUCACCACCAAAGGCAGCUCGGGGCCAAAGCCAGCCCAAACCCCUGGCUCUGUGUCCCCGUGUGGAUUCCACUCCCAGCCCCGGGAGCCAGGGAUGCUCUGGGGAUCGGGGGCCUCCUCCUGCCUUGUCCCCCUGCCUCGGGGCUCCAGGGUGGCAGGGACUGAGGGAAAGGGACCCCAGGCUGGCUCUGCCCCACCAGGAUUUUAACCCUCUCUGUCCCUGUUCUUGCCGUGUGUCCUGGUCCCUGCUGCCACCAAGGGCACGGCCAUGGCAGGGGCUUGUCUGAAUCCCCCAAAAGAGCCUGGAUUUAGGGAAAACAGAACAAAAACCAACCAGGAGAAGCGUUGGUAAUGGCUCCUGAAGUGGUUAACAGAUGUUUUCCUUCAGCCUUUAGGGGAGACCCCAGCCCAGGAGCUGGAGCGUUGCUUCAGCCUCAUCUCGGGGUGAGAAACAGCAGGUUGGGCUGGAGCAAAAGCUUUUGGGAACUGGUGCCAAAUGAGAAAGUGCUUUAAAAGGGAAAAAUCCCAGGGAGCAGGGAGAUGCUGGGAAGCAGAGAUGGUUUGUUGUGAGGUGGUGAUGGACCUUCCCCAUCAGUGGGAGGCAAAUUAAUCCCUGGGGAGGGUGGGAGAGCACCGAGGGAAAGCUGCUGCAGCAGCGAGGAGGGAAAACUGCCCAAAAGCAAGGAAAAAAAAGGGAUUUUCUAAUGCAGCCUCGGGAUUGAGCCCGUGGAGGGCAACGAGGCAGGUUGGGGCCGGGGACAAGUGGGUGCAAUGGUGCGGGGCAGUUUUUGGGAAGCGAGGGGGCAAUGCACAGUUGCUUUGAGAUAAUCAGAGGAGAUAAUCAGUGCAGAGAGCAGAGAUAUAUAAAUCAGGAACUGGAAUCAUUCCCUACAGCCCUGGUUGGCAGCGGUGUACAGCGACCUCCCCUCCCCAGAGCUUCCCGUGGCCUCCCUCCCAAGUUAUUUUUUUAACUCUCUAUAAAUUUAGGUCUAUUUUAGUCUUUCUGCAGCGAUGUGCCAGUGUCUGGAGAACCAAACAUCCCUGUCUGCCCCAGCCCUGGCCCCUGGAUGCCCGGGCAGCCCUGGGAGGGCAGGGCUGGGGCAGCAGGGCCAGCUCCGGCCAGCAGCCCCUGGUUUAGCACUUUGGUUGGAACUCUCACCUGUAGACGCACUUUGAUGUUGUUGCUUUGAAACUUUGGCAAGUGUAAACAAUGUGUAUUUAAAGAAUUACAGAGAAACGACCCCAGGCAAGCGUGUAAAGAGCUAUUUUAUGACUCGGUGUUGAAUAAAGACUCUGGAGAUC